Molecule: messenger RNA, 1527 nt
Organism: Durio zibethinus
Lineage: Eukaryota; Viridiplantae; Streptophyta; Magnoliopsida; Malvales; Malvaceae
Product: E3 ubiquitin-protein ligase RSL1-like
Biological process (GO): protein ubiquitination
Molecular function (GO): ubiquitin-protein transferase activity; zinc ion binding
Source: RefSeq, a predicted model, not a curated record
GAUUGUGCUUUAUUUCCCACUUCUAUCAAAUUCAUGCAUUGCCGGUAAAAAGCUUGUCCUGGAUAAAUCCACAUGCUUCUAGGCUCUAAAACAAAAAAGAAUUUUGACAAAAAAAAAAAGAAAAAUGAAAAGCAAAAGAGCAAGAGAAUCGAAGUCAAGAGAAGUCAAAAAGUCAAGAUUUAUUGAUUGAGAGAGAAAGUUUUUAAGGUUUACCCCUGAUGAGGUAAUUCAAUCAGGCGAGGGAUCUUCAAGGCUAAGGAACUUUGAAAGGGCAUGCCACUUCCUCCAUUUUGUUAAAAAGGAUUAAAGAGAGAGAAGAGACAGUUAACAAAAAAGCAAGAGUCCUUGGUAUAUCAUGGCACAAAUCACACCAACUUCUGAUCAUGAUUUUGUUGAUGAUUUUUACUACUUAGCACUCUUUGAUCAAGAUGAAGAAGAAAUCUUUCCUCCAUCCGAUGACAAAUAUGCUGAAGAGUUGCAGUUUCAAGAGGCUCUCAUGUCAUCCACAGUAUCUUCACAAAUGAGUAAUACUAUUUCCAACCCAUUCAUCAUCCAUGCUUCAUCGCCAAUAUUAAUCCAAGCCUUCCCUCAGCCAGAGUUAAAGGAGAUAAAAACAAGGGAAGCUGGUGAAUCCUCCUUAAGCUUCUGUGAGAUUUGUGUUGAAAGGAAAGAAAGUGAUCAGAUGUUCUCAACAGAAAGCUGUGUACACUCUUACUGUUCUGAUUGCAUUGCCGAGUAUGUUUUGACAAGGGUUGGAGAAAGCAUAACGAUUAUUACGUGCCCUGGGGUGAAUUGCAGGGCCGUCUUGGAACUGGAUACUUGUAGGCCUGUGCUUCCCGAGGUUGUAGUCCGUCGCUGGGAAGAUGCUCUCUGCCAAGAGUUUAUUAAUGCAUCCCAAAGAUUUUACUGUCCUUUCAGGGAUUGUUCAGCCCCAUUACUGAAUGAGGAUGGAGGAGAAGUUAUUAGAGAAUCUGAGUGCCCAUUCUGCCAUAGAUUGUUCUGUGCACAGUGUUAUGUGCCCUGGCAUCCAGGGAUUGAAUGUGAGGAUUUCCAGAGGCUUAAUGAGGAUGAAAGAGGGAGAGAAGAUCUCAUGGUCAGGGAACUUGCCAGCGAGAAGAAAUGGGCUAGGUGCCCCAAGUGCAAAUACUAUGUCGAAAGAACAGAAGGUUGUCCACAUAUGACUUGCAGGUGUUAUUUCCAGUUUUGUUAUGGUUGCGGAGAAGAGUGGACUUCUAGUCACAGUGGCUGCCAGAGGAAUUAAGAGUACAACAACACCACAACAGUAAACAUUAUAUCUUUAAGUUGGUUUUAGUCUUUGAAAUAAGUUGUUAGCAUCGAAAUGGAAACGAAAUUAUGUGAACAAACUUAAUUUGGUCUAGUGUUCUAGUUUGUGAAGGUCAAGAAGAACAAAUGUUCUGCAGUGUGAACUACUAUUUGUUCAACUUAUUACUGAAAAUUGCUUGCUAUUGCUCUAAAAGUAUGUGAAAGAUGUUUGUCCAUUGGAGCUAAAUUGUUCUUGAUUAAUCA